Pyrus x bretschneideri (Chinese white pear) is the source of this 901-nucleotide messenger RNA. Its product is annotated as 50S ribosomal protein L6, chloroplastic-like. The coding region runs from base 101 to 778 and encodes 225 amino acids. Gene Ontology annotation, molecular function: rRNA binding; structural constituent of ribosome. The transcript has 3 exons. The record is from RefSeq and is a predicted model, not a curated record. Gene Ontology annotation, biological process: translation. Gene Ontology annotation, cellular component: ribosome. Lineage: Eukaryota; Viridiplantae; Streptophyta; Magnoliopsida; Rosales; Rosaceae.
GUGGGAACUGGAUAACAAAAAUCCAUCCGUUUCUCUUCAUCGUCCAGAGAAGCAGUAGACAAAAAGCUUAGCAGCUGAUGCUCUCAAGCUCUUGAAAAAAAUGGCUUCCUCAUUCACUUCCUCACCUUUCCAAACCAGCAAUUUGUGGUCGGCUUUCUUGGGCGAGAGAAAGGGAUUCUCUGUUUUUAGUGUACCUCAUGUUGGGUUUUUGAAGAAGACGAUAGAGUGCAAGGAAUCACGAAUUGGAAAGCAGCCAAUUGAAGUGCCAUCCAAUGUGACAAUCACAUUGGAAGGUCAGGCUUUGGCAGUAAAGGGACCAUUGGGGCAGCUUUCACUAACUUACCCGCGAGAAGUGCUGGUUCAGAAGGAGGAUUCUGGGACUCUAAGGGUCAGAAAGGCAGUAGAGACUAGAAGGGCAAAUCAGAUGCACGGGCUUUUCAGGACACUUACGGACAACAUGGUGGUAGGAGUGUCAAAAGGAUUUGAGAAGAGGCUGCAACUGGUAGGUGUCGGUUAUCGAGCUACUUUAGAAGGAAAUAUCUUGGUACUAAGUCUUGGGUUCUCCCAUCCAGUUAGGAUGGAUAUUCCUGAUGGCAUACAAGUGAAGGUUGAAGAAAACACCAGAAUCGUUGUUAGCGGGUAUGACAAGAGUGCUAUCGGUCAGUUUGCUGCUUCGAUCAGGAAAUGGAGACCUCCGGAACCAUACAAAGGUAAGGGUGUGAAAUAUGCUGAUGAAAUCAUAAGAAGGAAGGAGGGAAAAGCAGGGAAGAAGAAGUAAUAGCCUUUAGAUUGUUUCAUUUGUUUUUUGUAUCUUCACAUUCGUGCUUGUCAAAUAUGUGUCAGAAUUAUCGAAGGAACUGACAUUACCGUGAGCAAUUCAUCGCUAGUUGAUGUUGUUUCA